Molecule: messenger RNA, 953 nt
Organism: Volvox carteri f. nagariensis
Lineage: Eukaryota; Viridiplantae; Chlorophyta; Chlorophyceae; Chlamydomonadales; Volvocaceae
Exons: 4
Coding region: 68-553 (161 amino acids)
Source: RefSeq, a predicted model, not a curated record
GAGGAAGCACUUAAAUCUUCUUCUACAUGACUAUAGCGAGGAAAACAGGCGCAUCUAUGGAGGCACAAUGCCUACAGCAGGAAGCAUGCUAAAGCCGAUUCGAGACCUUACCGAGGGAGAAGCUGCGGUUUCCCGGCAAUUAGCCUCCCAGGUCAAUAACAAGCGCACUCCGACCGGUCAGUUCUUUACCACAAUAAACCCAACCCUGUACGAAAAGCAACCUCCGCCGGCCACAUACGAGGGGCAGAACAUCACGGACACAGCAGUCGCAACCAUGCGCGGGAGCGGCCGAUUUACCGGCACCGGGGGUACCGACGCUCGGGUACCGGCUGACCUAGGGCAAACACAGGGCAGCAUCGGGGCCGACAUUGGCAGCGGCGGCACUACCACCUUGCCACCCAUCGGUGGCUCCGAUGGAAAGCGGGCAAACUGGUUGCUUCCGUGGCAAACCGGAGACCGGCAAUUAGGGAAAGUCAUGGCGGACGCGAUUCGCCAUAAGCGCACGCCGAUCGGCGCCUUUGCCAACAGGGACCUCGCCAAGCCCAACAAGUAGCGGAGGGCGCAUCCGGAAGGAGCCUCCAGUAGUGGCCAUACCUUCGUGCGGGGCCAUCCAACAGUGGAGGCAUGGCGUGUAUGAUUAGAAGUCGCCGGCCGGCGCAAUACAGGAACGGGGUUUUGUUCUUCACAAGCGCAAAAAGUGAACUUUUACGGCGGUGAUAUGAUCUGGGUUGCACUAAAUUAUUCCGCCUGGGUUGUCCAACUGAGGGCUCACCAUGGCUGCUAUCCUUAACGGGGCGUGCACUGGUGCAAUCAUCGGAUGGAUUACUCGGCGUUCAAUCGUUGGAAGCCCUAUUGAAGCGGAAUGUCUGUGGAGGUGGUGUGCAAAGGCCUGCUUAUGACACGCUUUAAUGGCGACCUAGACGCUGCUUGUGUGCGUUGGCUAUCACAAUUUU